AUGGCCGACCAGAGCCCUGACCAUAAGGUGGAGGAAGCCCUGAAGGGGGCAGAUAUCAAGCUGCUUCUGAUUGACUUCGACGGCACGCUCUUCGUGGAUAACAAGAUCAAAGUGCCGAGCGAAAACAUCGAAGCGAUCAAGGAAGCAAUCGAAAGAGGGUACAUGGUUAGCAUAUGUACAGGAAGAUCCAAAGUAGGAAUAUUAAGUGCAUUCGGUGAAGAAAAUUUAAAAAAAAUGAACUUCUAUGGUAUGCCUGGAGUGUACAUAAACGGAACCAUCGUCUAUGACCAGAUUGGCUACACUCUCCUCGAUGAGACGAUAGAGGCGGAUGUGUAUGCAGAGUUGAUUAAAUAUCUAGUGGAGAAUGAUCUAGUCAAUCAGACCAUUUUCCAUCGAGGAGAGUCAAAUUAUGUCACGGAGGAUAACAAAUAUGCCGACUUUUUGCAAAAAAUGUACAGCGAAAAUAGGAGUAUCAUAAUUAGGCAUAAUGAAAUGCUGAAAUAUCGAACCAUGAACAAAUUAAUGAUUGUCUUGGAUCCCUCGGAAUCGAAAAGUGUCAUAGAGAACCUGAAGAAGAAUUUCAAACAUAUGCUAACCAUUUUUACGACCUAUAAUGGUCACGUAGAAGUAACCAAAUUAGGUCAUGAUAAAUACACUGGGAUAAAAUACCUUUUAAAACACUACAACAUUUCUAAUGACCAGGUGUUAGUGGUGGGGGACGCUGAAAAUGACAUCGCUAUGCUCUCCAAUUUUAAGUACUCCUUUGCCGUUGCCAAUGCUACGGACUCGGCCAAAUUCCACGCCAAGUGUGUGCUCCCCAUUUCGCAUAAGGAAGGAGCCGUGGCCUAUUUGCUCAAGAAGGUCUUCGCUUUGAAGAAGUGA
Plasmodium inui San Antonio 1 is the source of this 882-nucleotide messenger RNA. RefSeq lists its product as hypothetical. Gene Ontology annotation, molecular function: magnesium ion binding; phosphatase activity. Lineage: Eukaryota; Apicomplexa; Aconoidasida; Haemosporida; Plasmodiidae. The transcript has a single exon. Gene Ontology annotation, cellular component: cytosol. Bases 1 to 882 code for a protein of 293 amino acids. The record is from RefSeq and is a predicted model, not a curated record.